AGCUAGCCAGCCAUCAACGCGAAUCGAAGGAGGUGAAGGGCCUGUUGUUUAUUUUAUUCACAAUCUCACAAAUUGAGUAGCUGUGCAGUGACCAGAUAUAAUCUAUCGAUUGUACAACAAAGCGGUCCCUCGCUGGUUGGGCACGAUCAUGGCACGGGAGCGGGCGACGCAGCCCCAGAAAAAGUCUUUCCAGCAGAGUCUGGAUGACAUCAAAGAGAAGAUGAAGGAGAAGAGGAACAAACGCCUUGAAAGCGCGUGCGCGGUUAAAAGAGGGAAGACAAAAACCAAAACAAAUAGUCAGGUGAAGCCCUUUGUGCUGAAGAGUGUGCAGGUGAACAACAAAGCACUGGCUCUUGCACUUCAGGCUGAGAGAGAGAAAGUGCGACAAGCCCAGGGAGUCAUACUGCAGCUGAAAAGAGAAAGGCAGGCCCUCUUCUUUCAUCUGUUAUUACUGAAACGGACUGCCUUAACCACGCAGAGUUCCACCCCUGAGCCACGACAACGACUGGAUUCUUCUUCCAGUGGCCUGUCAGGUUCUAAGAAAGGACUAGGAGGUGAUGAGUAUCCUGACAAAAUGGCUGCACAACCAGUUGAGGCUGUCAGCACGGGCGGUCACUGUCAUGAUGAAAUAUCACCACAGUUACCAGCAACAGUUGGAACAAGGCGUCGACGUAAAGCUGAUGGACGGAGGUCAGAAUGUAUUGACCCAUCCAAUACACCCCUUGCUGCUACAGAGGACCAGGAAUCUCGGCUGGUUGAAACUCGAGAGGACGUAGAAGAAGAAGCUGGACUUCAUGACUGCAGUGAGAUGAUGGAAACUUGUUUUGAACCAAGUAAUGUACAGACUAAGGUGCACCACGCCCCUGAGCCACCCAAAAAGAGAGGGCGACCCCCCAAACAGGCAACUCAAAAACAGGCAGCUCCCAAACAGACGGCUCCCAAACCGGCAGCUCGCAAACAGGCAGCUCCUAAACCGACAUCUCAGCUCUCUACCGAGGGGAACCAACCCCAAACCCCCCAGGUCCCUGAUCCCCCGUGCCCGGUUAGAGGGAGGCUGUUACAGACAGUCCCACACGCCCGUAGGGUGGUCGCCGCUCCACUGAAAAGGCCGUGGGAGAACAGCCGACCUCGUGCGCGCUCCAAGAGCCGGGAUCGUGCAGGUGUACGUGCCACACAGCCUCAGAAACACCAAGCCCCCAAUCCCAACUCCUCCCUGAAUAUGAACGACACAUUUGACUUUGACUGUGAGGAAGCAGUGCACAUGACCCCUUUUAGAGCGGGCCCAAAGGCAGAUCAGCGCUCGACUGAAACCGCUCAGGAUCCACCUCGAGAGGACACUCCGAAGACUAACAGCUCGUUGUCUGAGGAUGAUGAGGAAGAUGAUAGCUUGUACGUUCCUAACAGCAGAACAUGCCGGAAGCAGGAGGUCCACAGUCCCCCCAGACGGGCACGUUCAAAGAGAAGGGCUGCACUCCAGGGUGCUAAACAAGGAAAGAUUGGCCGCCGUCGCUCCUCGGACAUCAAGCCCCAACACCAGACAGAGAGGGAUUCCAGAAGGACAGAAGCGAUCACUGAUGACCGGACGGAAUCCUCUGACAAAGACGGGCGAGUCUCAGAAUCCUUUGGCACAGGAAUUGAGCCUCUGCCUUCUCCUGGCACAGAAUUACCGCCCGAUUCCCCAGUGUUUGUUUACUCUGAGAAUCUUGACCUGUCCGAGUACAGCAAAGACACUGAUACAGCAGUCCUGGAAGGACAAGGGCUGAGGUCUCCAGUGUGUUCUGAUACGGAAGAGGACCUUUUGUUGAUUGAGGAUCCGUUAUGUGGACUGACAAGCCGAAGCAAGUCUAUGGGGCUGCCUCGAGAAAAACCCUUACUGAAAUUCAGGAGAUGUGCAGGUGGAACAGUGGUACGGUCAGCGGUCGGCGUAGCUCUGACUGACAUGACCAAUCUCUCCCCAGCGGCCCGACGAGCCCUCCCCUCUGUUCAGAGCCACCCGCUCCCUGGCCACUCCCCCAUCAUCCGUAAACGCAGAUGCACUGUUGCUGUUGAUUACAAGGAGCCUUCAAUUAGCAAGAAGCUGAGACGUGGUGAUAAGUUCACAGACACAAAGUUUCUCCGCUCCCCCAUUUUCAAACAAAGACCUCGCAGCUCUCUCAAGAGGAUGUCCAGUCUUGGGAAAUAUAAUGAAUCAUUUGUCGGAUGCCAUUGACUGUCUUUCUGUGUAGAUGCAUUCUUAAGCGUUUGCUCGUCCCGUCUUAUUAUCUCUGUCCUAUCAUUAUCUCUGUCCUUUUGAAGAAAACCAUGAUUCAUUUUAAUUUCAUUUUACCUUGUAUGAUAUCAUAACAUGAUCAUUAAAGUUUGAUAGAAACAUCA
This is a messenger RNA of Sardina pilchardus (European sardine), 2373 nucleotides long. RefSeq names its product shugoshin 1 (gene sgo1). The coding region runs from base 149 to 2209 and encodes 686 amino acids. NCBI's taxonomy places the organism in Eukaryota, Metazoa, Chordata, Actinopteri, Clupeiformes, Clupeidae. The record is from RefSeq and is a predicted model, not a curated record. Gene Ontology annotation, biological process: meiotic chromosome segregation. Gene Ontology annotation, cellular component: nucleus; chromosome, centromeric region. The transcript is spliced from 10 exons.